Molecule: messenger RNA, 2115 nt
Organism: Nakaseomyces glabratus
Lineage: Eukaryota; Fungi; Ascomycota; Saccharomycetes; Saccharomycetales; Saccharomycetaceae
Gene: PLB3
Product: lysophospholipase
Biological process (GO): glycerophospholipid catabolic process
Cellular component (GO): plasma membrane; intracellular membrane-bounded organelle; cytosol
Molecular function (GO): A2-type glycerophospholipase activity
Source: RefSeq, a predicted model, not a curated record
AUGCUUCCGUCUCUCUUCUUGGUGCUGGUGCUGGUGCUGUGCUCGGGAUCGAGCGGGUACUCCGUCGCUGAUCAGUACGCCCCGAAGCUGGCGUACUGCCCCAGCGAUGAUAUAAACCUGGUGCGAGAGGCCUCAGGGCUGUCCCAGAACGAGACUCAGUGGCUGCAAAGAAGAGACGUGCGCACAAAGGAAGCGCUGCAUAACUUCUUGCAGCGCGCCACGUCCUCUUCGCAAAACUUCACGCAGCUGUUCCAUCGCAUAUUCGACGCCGGGAUGGUGCCGAGGAUAGGGAUCGCAGUGUCCGGCGGUGGCUACAGGUCGAUGCUUACCGGUGCAGGUAUACUGUCUGCAUUCGACAACAGGACGCGCGGCGCCAUGGAUCACGGUCUCGGGGGCAUUCUGCAGAGCACCACAUACAUGACAGGCUGCUCGGGCGGUAACUGGCUGGUCGCCUCGUUGUCCUGGAAUAACUGGACCUCGGUACAGGAUAUCCUGGACAUGAACUACGACCGCAAGACGGCUAGGAAACAGGGCAAAAUCACUAAGGACCCUAUAUGGGACCUGAGCGACUCGAUCGUGUCCCCAGGCGGUCUCAACAUCAUCAAGACCGCUCGUAGAUGGGACCACAUCACCAAUGCAGUGAAGGCUAAACAGGAGGCCGGCUUCAACACAUCGCUGGCAGACGUAUGGGGCAGGGCCCUAUCUUACAAGUUCUUCCCUACUUUGGAGAGAGGUGGUAUUGAUUACACUUGGUCCUCUCUGAGAGACUCUCCUAUCUUCCAAGCAGGUGACAUGCCUCUACCGAUCACAGUGGCCGACGGCCGUUACCCAGGCUCCAACGCUAUCGCACUGAACGCUACCGUCUUCGAGUUCAACCCAUUCGAAAUGGGCUCGUGGGAUCCCUCACUAAACGCAUUCACAGACGUCAAAUACCUGGGGACAAAUGUCACGAACGGUAAGCCAGUGGCUCACACGGCCAAAAAAUGUAUCGAAGGUUUUGAUAAUACAGCAUUCAUCAUGGGUACAUCAUCAAAUUUGUUCAACCAAUUUUUACUAAGAAUCAACUCCACACAUUUACCUAAUUUCGUCACCAAAUGGGCAACAAACCUUCUAAAAAGUUGGGCUCAUGAGUUCAACGACGUAGCAGUCUAUAACCCCAACCCUUUCAAAGAUACACGCUACGUGAUGGAGAACUUCAGUACUAGUAUCGUUGACAGCGAACACCUUUACUUGGUCGACGGUGGUGAAGAUGAUGAGAAUGUUCCAUUAAUCCCGUUAUUGCAAAGAGACCGUGACUUGGAUAUUAUCUUUGCUAUUGAUAAUUCGGCAGAUAACAAGCUGCAAUGGCCUGAUGGAUCUUCUCUUGUUCACACAUAUGAAAGACAAUUCGUUCUGCAAGGACAGAAAAUCGCAUUCCCACAUAUCCCCGAUACCAAUACUUUCAUCAAUCUCGGUUUAAAUAAGAGACCAACGUUCUUUGGUUGCAAUGCUACCAAUAUGACAAGCUUAAAAUAUAUACCACCAUUGGUUGUGUACUACCCAAACUCUGAAUACUCCUUCAACAGCAAUCAAAGUGCCUUUAAGCUCUCCUAUUCUAGGGACCAAAUGGCUAAUAUGAUAUCGAAUGGGUUUGAGAUAGCCACUAGGAAUAAUUUUACCGACGACCCAGAGUUCAUAGGGUGCAUAGCAUGUGCCAUCAUGAAAAGAAAACAAGAAGCACUUGAUCUAGAACUGCCAUCAGAGUGUGAAAGGUGCUUAGCCAGGUAUUGUUGGGACGGUACUGUGGAUGACACACCACUAGAUGAAUUGAAACAAGAUGUUCAUCAUUCCUUCAUCAACCCAGAGGAGGAUAAAGAUGGUGAUGGUAUUGACGACUACUCAGAUGAAGAUUUUACAGACGAUGACGUAGAUGACUAUCACUUCUUUCACUAUUCAAAUGUAGACGAGAUUCACCAUGCGGCAACAUAUACCGGCAAGCUUUUACCGACAGGAGCAAUUGAUAAAGGCUCAAACAAACCCUUGAUAAAUUUAUCUUCGAAGCUAGGUAUUCCUGCAACUUCCAUUGCAUAUGCGAUAGUGACAUUCAUUUGCACUUUAUCCGCAUCUUUAUUAUAG